UGUCCUAACUUUACAAACGCGGUGUCCUUGUCUGAUCAUCAACUCAAGUGUGCGUGUGUGUGAUUGGCGGCCGGGGAUGGGAGGGUCGCUGGGAAACGUCUGUUUAAACUGUAUACCACUGCAAGGUUCGACCACCAGCCUGACGACCACCCAGACGACGAUGACGACGAUGAUGAAGACGACGCGGUGCGCGCGCCUCCUCGCGGCGGUCGGGACCACGCCGCUCAAACGCGCUUUCAGCCUGGACUCGAGCGCACCGCUGGUGCGCUCGCGGGGCUACGUGCACGGUCGCUGGGUGGGCGCCCCUCAGGACUUCCCGGUUUUGGACCCGGCCACCGGCACCGAGAUCGCGCGAGUAGCCGACUGCGGUCCGGAAGAGGCCAAGCGUGCCGUGAACGCUGCCUACGAAGCUUUCCGACUGUGGAAGGACGUCACGGCCAAGGAGCGCAGCACCCUGCUGAGGAAGUGGGCCAACCUGAUGACGGAGCACAAAGACCAUCUGGCCACCAUCAUCACCUUUGAAAGCGGCAAACCCAUGAAAGAGGCCCUGAGCGAAAUUGCCUACUCGGCAUCCUUCCUGGAGUGGUUUUCGGAGGAAGCGCGUCGGGUGUACGGCGACGUGGUGCCGUCACCCUUCAAGGAUCGCAAGAUCCUCCUACUCAAGCAGCCGGUGGGCGUGGUUUCCAUCAUCACGCCGUGGAACUUCCCGAGCGCCAUGAUCACAAGGAAGGUCGGCGCCGCACUGGCCACGGGUUGUACCGUCGUGGUCAAGCCAGCCGAGGACACGCCCCUUUCUGCGCUCGCCCUGGCCGAGCUGUCGUCCCAGGCGGGCCUCCCGGCGGGCGUGUUCAACGUGGUCCCGUGCUCCAGGGAGCAGACGCCAUCGGUGGGGCGCGUCUUGUGUACCGACCCGCUGGUGGCCAAGAUCUCCUUCACGGGCUCCACCGCCACCGGCAAGGUUUUGCUGAAAAUGGCCGCCGACACAGUCAAGAGGGCCUCUAUGGAGCUGGGCGGUCACGCCCCCUUCAUUGUCUUUGACAGUGCGGAUGUGGACAAGGCAGUGCAAGGAGUCAUGGCCUCUAAGUUCAGGAACUCGGGACAGACGUGCGUGUGCUCCAACCGUUUCCUGGUGCAGAGCUCCAUCUAUGACAGGUUCAUGGCCAAACUGGGCGCCGCCAUGGACCGAGAGCUGAAGAUAGGACACGGCAGCGAGCCGGACACCACGCAGGGGCCGCUCAUCAACAACAGGGCAGCGGACAAGGUGGUCCAUCAGAUGGAGGAUGCCCUCUCUCGCGGGGCCCGGCUCUUGCGGGGCGGUCAACGUCUUCACGGCUCUUUUGUGGCCCCCACGCUGCUGGCGGACGUCAGCGCCGACAUGUUGUGCAUGCAAGAGGAAACCUUUGGGCCGCUUGUGCCUGUCGUCAGGUUUGACACAGAGCAGGAAGCGCUCGCCAUCGCCAAUGCCUCCCGAGUGGGUCUAGCAGGUUACUUCUACUCGUCGGAUGUGUCUCAGAUCUGGCGAGUUGCUGAGGCUUUGGAGGUCGGUCUGGUGGGGGUCAACGAGGGUCUGCUAUCCACCCCGGAAGCCUCAUUUGGGGGGGUCAAGGAGUCCGGUCUGGGUCGCGAGGGCUCAAAGUACGGCGUGGACGAGUACCUGGACGUCAAGUACGUCUGCUUGGGCGGCCUGUCUCUAACCGGCUAAAGGGGAUUGUCAAACGGCAAACCCAAAAAUGUGCCAUAAAUGAUCUGCUGUGAUUGGGCGAGGGGAGGCUAAAGCUAAUUAUAGCGCGUGAUCUUUGUUCAUCCUGCCAUUUUGUCCUGUAGCAUGAAAGUUAGCGUAGCAUCAUCUCAAAUUACGCCCGGGGAGCCAAUUUGUGUCGCGCGUUAAUUUAUUAAUCCAAUAUUGCCAACCCGUGACUAGAUGAUGUGACGCUUCUGCCAUCCAAUCGGGAGAUACUAUUUUCCCUUUGUAGUCACUCACUGAAAUGAUGAAAAAAAAAAGAAGAAAAAAAGCACAAUGUGAGGUGAAAACAAAUGAGAUUGACAUGUCAUGAAGAUUUGCAUCACGCUUAUAUGAACGUAUAUGCUGUUUGACAAUGUUCUCAUUCAUGUCAGCAGGAUGAUGAGCACAUGAUAUCAUCCUUUCCGUCUAUUGAUCCUAAAUGUGAAAUAGUUUGUCGUUGUCCUUUGGAAAAUAACUUUGUUUCUAUUCUAAUAAGAUGAAUAAAACAUUUCAUACAAUCAGCA
Messenger RNA from Hippocampus comes (tiger tail seahorse), 2247 nucleotides. It is a transcript of the gene aldh5a1, whose product is annotated as aldehyde dehydrogenase 5 family, member A1 (succinate-semialdehyde dehydrogenase). Gene Ontology annotation, molecular function: succinate-semialdehyde dehydrogenase (NAD+) activity. The coding region runs from base 77 to 1702 and encodes 541 amino acids. The record is from RefSeq and is a predicted model, not a curated record. Gene Ontology annotation, biological process: GABA catabolic process. NCBI's taxonomy places the organism in Eukaryota, Metazoa, Chordata, Actinopteri, Syngnathiformes, Syngnathidae. Gene Ontology annotation, cellular component: mitochondrion. The transcript has 11 exons.